AUGGAGGUCAAACAAAUGAAAAGGAAGCUGUUUUACGGGCGGAACCACUCGUUGCAAAGUGUGGUGGUCGAGCCUCGUGGAGAACAGAAGGGCGGCUAUUGGAUCAUCUACAUCCAUGGUGGUGCUUGGCGCGAUCCCAGAAUCAUAGCGGAAUCUUUCCAAACCACCCAGUCCAUCCUCGAAGCCGACCCCAAUCUUCCGAUCUCUGGCUUUGCGUCGAUCAACUACCGACUCAGCGCGAGCGCGAAGUUUCCUCAGGACCAGGACACCACAUCUCCAGAAGACUAUCGCAAUGCAAGACAUCCGGAUCAUAUCCGCGAUGUCGAAGCGGCAUUGGCAUUCCUCCAAAAUACUUACGACUUUGGACAGCGAUAUAUCCUGGUAGGCCACAGCUGUGGUGCCACUCUCGCCUUUCAGGCGGUUAUGGGCGCGAUCGCAGGACAUCGUGAGCAGCUCUCCGACAAAGGCACCAAUGACUGUGAUGUAGACACGGAGCCAGUGAGCUCAUCUCCCGAACCACUCCCGCCGCGCUUGGCAGCGCUUCCAGCGGCCAUCAUCGGCGUGGCUGGGAUUUAUGACCUGCGCGCGAUUGUGGAGUCGCACCGGGAGAUUCCCGAGUACCGGCAAUUUGUGGAAGCGGCAUUCGGGUCGGACGAGACUGUCUGGGAUGCGGUCUCGCCGGCUCAGAUGGUUGGCUCGCGAGGAGUGGAGGGAGGGUGGAAGACUGGACGACUGGCCAUGCUGGUGCAUUCUGAUGACGACGAGCUGGUGGAGCGAGCCCAACUGGAGGCGAUGAGGGAGUGUCUUCGCGCUUGGGAGGGGCGCGAGGCGCAAAUCGAGAAGGAAGAACUGUCAUCACGCGAACGUCGAGUCAAGAUACUUGCGAUCAGUGGAGCACACGACGAUGCAUGGAAGAAGGGCGAGGAGCUUGCCCGCGCCAUUAGCCUGACCUUCUCGGAAUUAUCGGAGAUGGGACUUUCUCCGAAGUCUGCUGCACGGCCGCGAUUCUGA
Molecule: messenger RNA, 1011 nt
Organism: Penicillium oxalicum
Lineage: Eukaryota; Fungi; Ascomycota; Eurotiomycetes; Eurotiales; Aspergillaceae
Product: arylformamidase
Exons: 2
Coding region: 1-1011 (336 amino acids)
Molecular function (GO): arylformamidase activity
Source: RefSeq, a predicted model, not a curated record